This is a messenger RNA of Ogataea philodendri, 1914 nucleotides long. RefSeq lists its product as uncharacterized. The coding region runs from base 1 to 1914 and encodes 637 amino acids. Gene Ontology annotation, biological process: ribosomal large subunit biogenesis. The record is from RefSeq and is a predicted model, not a curated record. Gene Ontology annotation, cellular component: nucleolus. NCBI's taxonomy places the organism in Eukaryota, Fungi, Ascomycota, Pichiomycetes, Pichiales, Pichiaceae. The transcript has a single exon. Gene Ontology annotation, molecular function: GTPase activity; RNA binding; GTP binding.
AUGCAGCUCACAUGGAAGGACAUCCCGACGGUGCCAACGUCCAACGACAUGUUGGACAUUGUGCUUAACCGUACCCAAAGAAAGACCCCCACUGUGAUCCGGCCUGGAUUCAAGAUCACGCGUAUCCGGGCGUUUUACAUGCGGAAAGUCAAGUUCACAGCAGAGGGCUUUACCGAGAAGUUUGACGAUGUUUUGAAGGGAUUCCCAAACAUCAACGACGUUCAUCCUUUCCACAGAGAUCUGAUGGACACCUUGUACGAGAAGAACCACUACAAGAUCUCGCUUGCUGCUGUUUCGCGUGCGAAAACCUUGAUCGAGCAGGUUUCCCGAGACUAUGUGCGACUUUUGAAGUUUGGUCAGUCGCUUUUCCAGUGCAAGCAGCUGAAACGUGCUGCUUUGGGACGUAUGGCCACGAUCGUGAAGAAGUUGAAGGACCCGUUCGCGUACUUGGAGCAGGUUAGACAGCAUUUGGGCCGUCUGCCGUCGAUCGACCCAAACACAAGAACACUCCUAAUUUGCGGUUACCCCAACGUUGGUAAGUCCAGUUUCCUCAGAUGCAUCACCAAGGCCGACGUCGAGGUGCAGCCGUACGCGUUCACCACCAAGUCGUUGUACGUGGGUCAUUUCGACUACAAGUACCUGCGUUUCCAGGCCAUUGACACCCCUGGUAUCUUGGACCGUCCUACAGAGGAGAUGAACAACAUCGAGAUGCAGAGUAUCUAUGCGAUUGCGCAUCUGCGGUCGUGUGUCCUGUAUUUCAUGGAUCUUUCUGAGCAGUGUGGUUUCAGCAUCGAGGCCCAGGUCAAGCUGUUCCACUCUAUCAAGCCGCUGUUUGCCAACAAGUCUGUGCUUGUGGUGGUGAACAAGACGGACAUCAUCAGCAUGGAUGACGUGGAUGAGGCGCAGGCUGCUCUGCUGAAAACCGUGUUGGAGGUGCCGGGAGUCGAGAUCAUGCAAACGUCCUGCCACAACGAGGAGAACGUGAUGGGGGUGAGAAACAAGGCCUGUGAGAAGCUGCUCACGUCGAGAAUCGAGCAGAAGCUCAAGGGAACCGCCAGAGUGAACAACGUGCUGAACAAGAUCCACGUUGCCAGACCGCAGGCCAGAGACGACAUCGAGCGUGCUGCGUUUGUGCCCGAGGGAGCCAAGCAGGUGGCCCGCUACGACCCAGCCGAUCCUAACAGACGGCGUCUUGCACGUGACAUCGAGGCCGAAAAUGGGGGUGCCGGUGUUUACAACGUCAACCUGAAGGACAAGUAUCUUUUGGACGACGACGAGUGGAAGAACGACGUGAUGCCGGAGAUCCUGGACGGCCGCAACGUGUACGACUUUUUGGACCCGGACAUCAGCGCUAAGCUGCAGGCUCUUGAGGAAGAGGAGGAGAGACUGGAGCAGGACGGGUUCUACGACUCCGACGAGGAGAUCGAGGACGAUGCUGUUUUGGAGCUGAGAGAGAAGGCCGAGUGGAUCCGCAACAAGCAGAAGCAGAUGAUCCAGGCUGCGCGGUCGAGAAAGGCGCUCAACAACAAGUCUGUGAUGCCACGGAGCAAGAUCACCAAGAGCUACGCGGACAUGGAGGACCACAUGUACAAGGUUGGUCACGACGUGACGAAGCUGAGAGAGAAGCGCGACAGGGCAGACAGCGCCCGCAAGUCUGAUCUUGCUGGUGCGGACUUUGUGCGUGCCACGGACGAGGAGAGAAGCGCGGGAAUGCCGGUCAACCAGACAGACCGUCUUAACAGCGGUCUAACGGACGGAGCUUUGCGUAGCAAGGCUGAGAGAAUGGCCAAGGCAGAAAGAAGAGAAAGAAACAGACAGGCCAGAGCAGGAGAGGCCGACAGAAGAGAGGUGGCCAUGAUGCCAAAGCACCUGAUGAGCGGAAAGCGUGGAAUCGGAAAGACCGACAGAAGAUAG